AUGAAGCUCCUCAAGAGGCAGUGGGCUCAGCUCCUAGUCUCUUGUCAGCUAUCUCUGCUCAUUUCGGGAGACGUCUGGGGCGCAAGCAUCUCUACGCCCACCCUCGCUACAUCAGUAGGGCCAGUGCAAGUCUUGCAGAGCAAUGAUCUUUCCGCUUCGACCCAGGCAGCCGGUGCGCUUGCUCUCUUAUCGCUCGACACGUACCAGCAGGGCGCCACUAAGUGUGCCUCGCUCGCCGAAGGUGCUCUCCCCGUGCAGCUGCUCAGCAGCUCCGACCUCAUCGCUCUACAGACCAACCUUGCUUAUUUGAUAAGCCAAAAAUUGCUGGGCAAUGCAAGCUUCUGGGUCGACAGUCCCGGUGGAUCGUGCACGGCGAUAAACGGUAGCACCGCCCAACUGUCUACUGUGGCUUGUACCAGCACGCUGUACACGCUCUGUACCUCCACGGCGCCAAUGACCACAGAUGCAAGUGGGCAACCGGACGAUAAGUAUUCUAUAGAAGUACAAACCCAGGAUGGUUGGCAGCUUACCGGGACGCGUGAUGCACGCUCCUUCCGUUUUCUUGGCAUUCCGUACGCCGAUGCUCCUGUGGGGAAUCUGCGCUUUUCCCCUCCGCAAGCGUACUCUGGAAGCAAGAGCCUUGGUGUUCGUACCAAAAGAGAUGCCUGUCCCCAGCCUUUGACUGCUGCAGGUUCCAGCACGGGCAAUGACAUCAGCGAAGACUGUCUCUUCCUUAACAUUUUCACUCCUUUCCUCCCUGCAGCUGAUAACGGCUCGCUGCCGUUGAAGCCUGUCGGCUUCUUCAUUUAUGGCGGUCGAUAUUACACCGGAAGUGGUGGUCUGAUUGAUUACGACGGUCAAAAUUUUGCCAGUCGUAACGACAUUAUCCUCGUCACGCUCAACUAUCGACUUGGUGCCCUCGGCUUCCUAGCUACUGAUUCUAUCCUCAACGGUAAUCAGGCCAUCCACGAUCAAUUAAUGGCGCUGCAAUGGGUCCGCGAUCAUAUUGCAGCUUUUGGCGGCGAUCCCAACCAUAUCACCAUCUUCGGCCAAUCGGCAGGAGCUCAGAGCGUCACAGCAUUGCUCAGUUCCAUCACGCCCAACACGGCCGAGGCGGUUGGAUGCACGACUGAGACAGAAGCCGCGAUGGUUGCGUGUUUGCGUCAGGUGCCGUAUACGUCGCUGAUCGCCAACACAACUGCCCAGCAGGUAGCAACCGCGGUCAGCGGAGCUGUUAUCGGCCCAGGUUACUUCAAAGGCGGAAUCGGUCUUGGUUUGACGGAAUACUACCUGCCUAUUGUCGGUGGCGGCGACGGUGUGAUCGAUGGCCAGUUUGUCGAUCUCUUGUCCCACGGUACGCUGCCAAACAAGGUGCCAACCAUGUUCACCGAAGUUCGCGACGAGGCGUACUUAUUUGUCGAUAAGGUGGCGCCUCCUCUUGGCUCGAGUCAAUUGACGUUGGAUCUUGUGCAACUGGGCGGCUACUCGUUCCUCGAAGCCACGGCGAUGACAAUUUCGGGCCAGUUUAGGGUAAACUCAAGCGCUUCAGAUGGCGUAAGAAACGAACUUGCUGCGAUGCUUACGCAAAGCGAGUUCCUGUGCCCGCACGGAUACAUCUUGGACAACUACGCCAAGGUAUUCCCUCAAGUUUGGCAUGCAGUGCUAGACAAGGGGCAUCCCUUGUCUGACGAUCCCGACUUUUCGCCCGCAAUCUGUAAUGACGGAUAUGUAUGCCACACGGCAGAUCUUUUACCCAUUUUUGGCACUCUCAAUGUCAAGACCAAGGACGCGGUUCCGUAUUACUCUUCGGAUGAGCAUCUGUACUUUCAGGUCCUUAACGAUAUCUGGUCCUCCUUCCUCCGAACACACAACCCAACACCCUCCAAGUCAUACCUGCAGCUGCGCGGUUCGACUUUCAGUGCUACGCUCAACUACUUCUACGGCCAAAGCGCAAGCCUUCCCUUCCAACCUUACAAUACGUACAACGACACCAAUAUUCUGGGUUACGACACACUCCUCCACCGCCCAAGUAGGUGGCAAUCACAAUGCCAGGGCUUCUUCGACAAGUAUGGCUACACUUUCCAGCGUGUUUGA
This is a messenger RNA of Sporisorium graminicola, 2094 nucleotides long. RefSeq lists its product as uncharacterized. The record is from RefSeq and is a predicted model, not a curated record. The transcript is spliced from 2 exons. Bases 1 to 2094 code for a protein of 697 amino acids. NCBI's taxonomy places the organism in Eukaryota, Fungi, Basidiomycota, Ustilaginomycetes, Ustilaginales, Ustilaginaceae.